This is a messenger RNA of Paraglomus brasilianum, 598 nucleotides long. The record is from the annotation of a GenBank genome assembly. NCBI's taxonomy places the organism in Eukaryota, Fungi, Glomeromycota, Glomeromycetes, Paraglomerales, Paraglomeraceae.
CUCUUGAUGAAAUUGUUGAUGUUAACACUCUCGAAGUGCAUGUUGAAUGUCUUGAUCAGCUUGUGCAAAUUUAUCAUCACUUGAUGAUAGCACCACACGUGCAGUUACAAUCAGAAGCUAUCAAAAAUCUUUGCAGUGCAUUAAAACAGAAAAUCGAUAGACUUAAUUCAUCAUCAACUUCAAGCAGAAAUUGCUUAAUCCAAUAUGAAAGUACAGGUGGGAGAAGAUGCAUGGUGAUACCUGUUACAAUUGUGAGAAAUUUGCGAGAGGAAGGACUUGGUUGGUCAAGCAUUGCUGAAAUUUUUGGUAUUUCUGCCAGAACUUUGCAAAGACGACGAAAUGAAUUAAAUAUUCCUGACGAUUUCACGUAUUCAAAUUUGACCGAUGCAGAGUUAGAUAACAUUGUAGGAGAAAUAAAAAGAGAAAACCCAUUUGCUGGACAAAUAUUAGUAAUGGGUGGAUUACAAAACAAAGGACUACGAAUCCACUGCCAAAGAGUCCAUGAAAGCUUACACCGAGUAGACCCAUUCGGGACUGCUAUGCGUUUACAAAAUUUGAUCCCACGAUGGAGAUACAGAGUGGCUGGACCUAAUGCACU